AUGUCUUUCAAUUCCGCCUUCUUUAUCCGUAGUGCUUCUCUUUACUUCUCUCCAUACUCUAGUAGCUCCAACAGCUCCAGCAGCUCCUCAACUAGCGCAUCGCUUAGUUCCCUUGGUGAACCCGAGAAAUUCAUCGAGCAUCCCAAUCAGUUCCUCAGAUCGAAGGUUUCUGACGAGGCGUCUCUGAUGGGUUAUCAAAAUCAUCAACUUGAUCCCACUCUAUACGAAGCUUCCCCUCCACGUCGCUUCGUUGUCCCAGAAAUUAUUGUCACUACCGUUACACCAAUAGCACCUCUCCCUCCUCCCUACUCACCUCCCAAGAACGGCAGCACAGAUACCACCACACUUUACCCACCAAAUCUAUUCGCUAGAGAGGUCACCAAGCCCAUCAGCCAACCUCCAUCAACUCUCCUUCCUCAACCACCCACAUCCAUUACUCUAACCCCCCCCUACGAUUUCUACUACCCCUCCCAACCCCGCGCUCCCCCUCCUCCCACCCUCGACCCCCAUCUCCUCACUCCCCCCCACCCGGCACACACCUACUCCUCGCUCCUCCUCCCCCAACUCCACGAUCUCACCCUCACCAUCGCAUCCACAAUGGAUACACACUUGAUGAGACACCUCUCUCCCCUUUCCUCGCUCCUCGCCCUCCUCAACCCCCUCCCCGACUUCGGCCUCCUAACGCACAAUCUCCCCGCCUUUCGCGCACACGUCGAGUCUCACUUCUCCACCGUCCGCACAAAGGAAGAACAAUAUUUCCACACCCUGCUUGCCGUCGCGCCAGAGCCGGAAUUAAAAAUGGUGUUGAGAAUUUUCGAUGACUGGUAUAUCUAUAAGUUUCCCCGUCGAGCAGGUUGUCUUAUCUUUCCGGAUGAUUUUGAGGAUCAGCCUGCUCAGCCUGCUGGGGAAAUGGAUAGUGAGGAUAGUGAGGAAAGUGAAUCAGCUUGUCAUUUCCCGGAUCGGGAUGAGGGUGCUGUGGAUGUGGAUGUGGAUGUGGGUGCGGAUACUGAGGUGCCUGCGCUGGUUUAUAGACAGGGAUGGGGUUGGAAGCCGAAGUAUGUUGUUACUGCUUCUUUUGCGGGAGAUGUGGGAGUACAGUAUCCGUUGUAUCACUUUUAA
Molecule: messenger RNA, 1119 nt
Organism: Botrytis porri
Lineage: Eukaryota; Fungi; Ascomycota; Leotiomycetes; Helotiales; Sclerotiniaceae
Exons: 2
Coding region: 1-1119 (372 amino acids)
Source: RefSeq, a predicted model, not a curated record